Molecule: messenger RNA, 2191 nt
Organism: Hypoxylon trugodes
Lineage: Eukaryota; Fungi; Ascomycota; Sordariomycetes; Xylariales; Hypoxylaceae
Exons: 2
Coding region: 270-1931 (553 amino acids)
Source: RefSeq, a predicted model, not a curated record
AACUUUCCCCCCCCUUCACCCCGCCCCGAUUUGCUAAACUCCGUUACCAAAUUUCGUAAUCAUAGAAAACGGUUUCGUUCAUUUCUCCUUCGCACGCCCCUAGCUUUUUUUGCCUUGUGCACGCUAUUAUCGCAGACGUAUUUUCCAAAUCCACUUUCGACGCCUAUCGUCAUACACAAGAAGACCCUUCGGUUUCUAAUUCUCUUAUGGGGAGCUAGACCCCUUUGUUAAUAGUAGAUGUUCUUCGCCUCACUGCCUCAUUUCACAACAUGGAGUCGUCUCCUUUAAUCAAGGCGCAUGAUCAUGCGAAAGCCGCAUCUGUAGCUACGCAUACGUCCGAUACCACCGUCGCGGUGAACGAACAUACGAGAGCCGCCGGUGAAUUUGCCAAUGCUGCGAGAAAUACUAGUAGUGUAGAAGCACUACGUACAUUGAAACUACUCGAGCAACAUCAUCGAAGACUUUCCGAGCUUCUUCAGAUACCGGGCAAGCCUCCCACCUCUCAGGCAUCAUCCGAAAAUGAUUCCCAAGCGAGUGAGAAAGAUGAUUCCGUCCCGGAGAUGCUCUCUUCUACAUCCCCCGUGAAGCACGAUAGUAGUUCUUCAAAUGAGAAGAACACCCAACCCUUGCCUACGCUACCGAAACAGCCGCGAUACCCUGCUCGCGAUCUAGGGGCGUCCAUUGCCAGUAACCUGGCAUCUGCUCGUGGUAUUCGAUCUAAAUAUAGAUCUCAACCAUUAAGCCCGAGUGUCUCCAACACUGAGGCCCCAGGAAAUAUGGAAACCGCAUCACGGAGGAGUGGCACAAGGACCAAAAUGCAGAACAUGCUAGAUAACUCUGAUAGACCAAAUUCCGUCGUCUCACCAGAAAAGGAGAGGCUUACGAGACAAUCCAGCUCGGGUUCACAAGACACUACGCUAGGCAAAGAUAAAAGAACUAAACAGGCUGAUACUAGCGACGAGGGAUUCUCCAGGUUCUACAACGCAUUCGGUAACAUCAUUAAUAGGAUUUCUGCACCACUUGCGUUCGCAGGCCUGCCCCUCGUCAGCGAAGAAGAGCCUGAACCACCAGCUCCCGUCCCCACACCAAUCCCCGCUCCCGAGUCGCCCAUCCAAAAGCGUAUCAGAGUCAAGGGAUCCCCAUCAGUAUCCGCGGAACCCGACCUCCGAAAAAUCUACUCGAAAGCCGCCCUACGUGCUGUAUCUCGUGAUGGCCAAUCCGCUAACGACUCGUUUUACGUGGUCCCGACAAGCGGGCACACUGCCUCCUAUGCUAGCAUUCUGACCUUUGCUGACAAGGAGAAGCGGCGCAUGGAAGCUAACAGUAGCAUUCCCGAAGACUUAGACGAGGAUGACUUUGUUGACGCCAAGGAAUCUCAACUUCCGCGCUCUCCCGCCGUCCAGAGACUUGCUGGUAAGGCGCGCGCAGACCGGGAUAAGGAUCUGACAAAUGUGGUCGAGGAGCUGUAUCUCGAGAACAAAAGUUUGAAAGAUAUGCUAGAUAAGCUGAGUAAACGCCUCCAUGCUUUCGAGUCGAUGUCCCAGAAUUCAGGUAUGCGAUUGGCGGAAAGUAUGAGGCUUAUGCGUCCGAGUUCCCCUUUAGCAUCCGGUAGUACAGCCGGAGGUAGUAAAACUCCAACUCCGAGCGCAGGUUUAUCAGACGAGGCUUUAGCGAAACGUAAUCGUGAACUUGAGGAACAGUUAUUAGCGGUGUCGAAGCAGAUGGAAGAGACGGAACGAAAUUAUAAUAAGGCGCGCGCAAAUCUUGUUCGCUACCGCGAGAAGUGGGAGCAACUAAAGGCAGGUGCGAAGGCUAGACGUGCUGGCGGGAGCGCGAGUGGGAGUGGAAGUGCAGGUCUACUAAGUGGUGGGCAAGGUGGAAGUUUAGAAAAUGUUGAUGAUGGGAGGUUGGGAUCGCCCGGUUUAGGUUAAGUCGACCUAGUAAAAGUAACUUGGUAAGGGGCUUGGUAGUUUAAGAACAACAGUUGGGUGAGUUGGUAGUUGUGGUAGUUGUGGUAGUAGACAAUAAACAGCGAAUAGGUUGACUACUCGUUUAUUAUCUACGUCUAUUUUAAUAUUUUGGUUUUUAUUCUAGUGAUUGACAGCCGCAACGAACGCUCGUGCUCAUGCUAUUUAAAUUAAUCGGGCGUCAACUAAAUAAAGCAAUGCCAUGGUUCCCUCGUGGCAACUCG